CCUGGCUGCUGCCGGCCUCCCUCCCUCAGGUGAGCGGGGUGGUGGGAGGAAACACGGCCCGGGGCCGGCAGUUGCGCCUCCGUCAGCGUCUCCUUCCCCUGGGCGGCUGGGUCGGCCGCAGCCCUGAGCCUUCCUCAGGGUGAGGUCCCGGAAGCCGGCCCGGGAAGAGAGGAGGAGAAGGAGGCGGUGGGCCAGGGAGCUGCCCUCCGGCAGCCAUCGCUCUCAGCCUGAUAUGUGUACUGGAGAUGCAGAAAGCAUGUAGCAGGAAGCUUUGAGCAGUUGUGGAUUAUCAGUUUCUCCCAACAGCAAUAAAAAUUGAAGAAUGAAGGUGACUGGAUUUAUUUCCUUAUGGACGCUGGUUUUAUUGCCUUGUGUCCAGCUAGCAAAUCCUGCAGAGCAUGAAGAUGUAGUAAAGCAUGCAAUAAAACUGCACCGUGGGAAAGGAGCUGUUAUCGCUCAGAGAAAGCAGUGGGUGUUGGAGAGCUGCAGAAAGCUGUCUGGUCUUCUUCGCCAAAAGAACGUUGUUCUCAACAAACUCAAAAAUGCCAUAAGAGCGGUUGAGAAGGAUGCUGGACUAUCAGAUGAAGAGAAACUUUUUCAGGUUCAUACCUUUGAAAUCUUCCAAAAGGAGCUAAAUGAAAGUGAAAACUCAGUCUUUCAAGCAAUCCAUGGUCUCCAGAGAGCUCUACAGGGUGAUUACAAAGAUGUUGUAAAUAUGAAAGAAAGCAGCAGACAGAGACUGGAAGCCUUGAGAGAAGCUGCAAUUAAGGAGGAAAUGGAAUAUGUCGAGCUCUUAGCAGCAGAAAAACAUCAGGUUGAAGCCCUUAAGAACAUACAACAUCAAAACAAAAGCCUGUCAAUGCUUGAUGAAAUUCUAGAAGAUGUCAGGAAGGCAGCUGAUAGAUUGGAAGAAGAGAUAGAAGAGCAUGCCUUUGAUGACAACAAAUCUGUAAGAGGUGUAAACUUUGAAGCAGUUUUAAGGGUGGAAGAAGAUGAAGCCAACUCCAAAAGCAAUACUUCAAAAAGAGAAGUAGAGGAUGACUUAGGGCUUAGCAUGCUUAUUGAUUCCCAGAACAAUCAGUAUAUUCUUACCAAGCCCAGAGAUUCAACCAUUCCUCGUGCUGAUCAUCAUUUCAUAAAGGAUAUUGUGACAAUAGGAAUGUUGUCUUUGCCAUGUGGCUGGCUGUGCACAACAAUAGGACUGCCAACCAUGUUUGGGUAUAUCAUCUGUGGAGUACUCCUGGGACCAUCAGGACUAAAUAGUAUAAAGUCUAUUGUACAGGUGGAGACAUUAGGAGAGUUCGGUGUAUUCUUCACUCUCUUUCUAGUUGGUCUGGAGUUUUCUCCUGAAAGAUUAAGAAAGGUAUGGAAAAUAUCUUUGCAAGGACCCUGCUAUAUGACGGUUUUGAUGAUUGCCUUUGGUCUGCUAUGGGGACAUCUGCUCCAAAUUAGACCAACACAAAGUGUCUUCAUUUCCACUUGUUUAUCUUUAUCAAGCACUCCAUUGGUGUCAAGAUUUCUUGCAGGUAGUGUUCGAGGUGAUAAAGAAGGGGAUAUUGACUACAGCAGCGUACUACUUGGAAUGUUGGUGAUGCAGGAUGUGCAGCUUGGUUUAUUUAUAGCUGUCAUGCCUACACUUAUUCAAGUAGGAGUGAGCACAUAUUCCAGCAUUUUCAAGGAAGUACUGAGAAUACUGAUACUGAUUGGCCAAAUUCUCUUUUCUCUGGCUGCUGUUUUUCUUACAUGUCUUGUUAUAAAGACUUACCUCAUAGGACCAUAUUAUCGCAAGUUGCAUGCAGAAAGCAAAGGGAAUAAAGAAAUCCUCAUCCUAGGAAUAACUGCAUUCAUCUUCCUUAUGUUAACGAUCACAGAGCUGUUGGAUGUUUCAAUGGAGCUGGGAUGCUUCUUAGCCGGAGCUCUGAUCUCUUCUCAGGGUCACAUGGUUACUGAGGAGAUUAUGUCCUGUAUUGAACCAAUACGUGACUUUCUUGCCAUCAUUUUCUUUGCAUCCAUAGGACUUCAUGUUUUCCCCACAUUUGUAAUAUAUGAACUUACAGUCUUACUAUUCCUUACACUGUCUGUGGUCAUAAUGAAGUUUGUCUUGGCAGUGCUUGUCCUUUCUCUGAUUCUUCCAAAGACCAGCCAGUAUAUCAAGUGGAUUGUCUCAGCAGGACUGGCACAAGUCAGUGAAUUCUCUUUUGUUCUGGGAAGCAGAGCACGUAGAGCAGGGAUCAUAUCUCGGGAGGUCUAUCUUCUCAUUCUGAGUGUGACUACUCUGAGCCUUCUACUUGCUCCUGCCCUGUGGAGAGCUGCCAUUAUGAAAUGUGUUCCAAGACCUGAAAGACGCUCAAGUACUUGAUUAAGAUUUGCACAUAUACAAGUAUCCAUCUUCUUGCAAGAAACAUCUUAAACAUCUUCGUUGCUCCUUGUAUUUCUAUGCACUCAGAAGAUGAGAGGUUUUGAGUGUUCGGUCCUCUUAAUGUGCACUUGGUUAUAAGCCUUAUACAGACAUAAAUACAAAACAAGAUUCAGUAGUUAAAAUAUAGUUAUGUAAUUUGAAUUGCACAACUUGUACAAAAUUUGCUUUCUCUCUGACAGAUUAGAAUCUGCCAGAAAAUUUGUUCCUGAUCCAAUCACUUAUUCAGAGCAUAAAUUAUUUUUUUAAAAUAUGGCAUCAUGCAAACUCUGUUAUCUUUUGCCUGAAUGUGCCUUUUAAUUUUCAUCCUGUUACUGCUGGUUCAUCACCAGAUUUUGUUUAAAAAGAUAUAGAUAUAUAUUAUGGUGCCUAUGGUAUCUUCUUUCACUAAAUGACUUGAGUCAUUUUCACAUCUAGGAGUUUAAUAUACUAGUAGGAAAUUUAAUUUCAAAACAUUUCUGACGGUGAGUAAAAGCAUAGUCCUUUACACCAAUAAAAGGUUUAACUGUUUAGCAUCAAACUGUUUUAAGCAGUCAGAUUCAUACUGCAAAUGAUACAGCCAAUGUUGUAUGGUAUUUUACUCCAAAUCACAGCACACAGUGUAUUUUCUUACAGUGGCAACUUUUCUUUGUGCUAAUUCUUGUAUUUAUUUACAUAUCUGAUUAAAAGUUGACAGUAAAAAGGGGCAUCGCUUAAGUUAUACUGGAAGACUGACACUUGUCACCAGUUUUUGUUGCUAACUGCUGCUACAGCAGUUGUUUACAGAUUGAUUUAUUUUGAAUCAAAAAUAAAUGUACUAAAACUGGGAAGUCUGAUUUCAAGUAGAUGUGGAAAAACUUCAGUUCUGUAACUCUGGAGGUUGGAUAUUUGACACUUUACUAGAUUUGGAGUUACUUUAGGAAAAUUAAUUUGCACAAAACUAAAAAUGGCAGACUGGAUGUACAUUUGUAACUCCAUGACUUGGUAGGUCACAUUUAUGUGGACUAAACUGUUACUCUCUCUAAAAUAUCAUGGUAUUUUAAAAUACAGUGUUUGGAAUGUGAUCUGAAAUACAUGUGUGGUGUUCUUUAAAAUGUUACACAUAGCUGGAUAAGACUUGUAAAAGCCCAUUCUCUAAGUGUCAUAGAAAAAGCUCACUCAUAGACUGUAGUCUGCUCUAACAAUUUAAAAAUCAUCCUGAGGUUUAUCUGCUAAAGUCAAUACUAUUAAAGAUGUAUUAACACUGUAGGUCAGUGUUACAGUGUCAUCUGAAAGAUCUUUAAUACCCCAAAAAUGUUUAGAAAAAUGCAUGUGACAUGGGUUUAAAUAGCCUAUUAAAAUGAAAGCUGUCCUCCAAGUAGCAAAAUGGAGCUUCGGAUGGAUUUGUGUGCUUUAAUACCUCCCUCGUCUACCAUAGUAGCCUCAGUUUUCUCAGUAGCCCUGUGUUUUCUCUGACAUCUGCUGGGCUUGGCAAAGUGCAGCUUGGACUAGUCUGGAGUGUCUGUAUACUGUUAGGGCAGGGUAGAGCUCAUCAUAUUUGAGCUCUUUCUUGCUGGACUUGGGGCUUUCUUCCAGGCACUGAUGCUUCAUAAAGGCUGCAAAAUGUAUUGCAAUUCCACUUCUCCUCCAAUGGUUUCAAAAGUAACCAAGGAACAGUGACAAAUGUAGAGGAAAAAGCUGCCCUAUAAAUAAACAGGGUGGCGUUUUUUAUAAAAGGAAUCUGUAAUAGAAAAGAAACUUGAAAUGGAUUUGUUGUUUUUUGUAUUCAAAAUACAGAAGUAAUUUAAAAGUUUUAUGGUACCAUUUACAAAUCUACCAGCUCAGACCUUUUACUCUUUUUCAGGUGCCUCACUAAAAUGUGUUUCUUAACUGUACUAGGGAAAGAUACAUUACUCUAUCCACUGACCUAGCUCAUAGCAUCUUGAAAUACAAGCUUCCCUUCUGAAUCCUUCAUUUUGGUUUUGAAAGAUGUUUUCAUAUGUAGUUUGCCAUCUAUGUUUCAGGGAGGAAGAAAAGUGUCUGUGACAGACCAUGGUAGAGAUCUCUGUAUGGUUUCCAUUAUGUCCCAGCCCUUGAAACUAUUAUACAAAGUACUACAGCUGUGAUGAGUAAACCUUUUUUUAAAAUAAACUGCUAGUUGUACUUCUCUCCUAACUGGAACUUUCCAGAGUAGGAAAUACUGAUGGUUUGUGUCUCUUAAAGAAAACAUUUUCCUGAUUACCUUUUAAAGUAGUUGUGUGAAGAGUCCUUUUGAUACCAUGUCCAAAAAGUAAAGCAAGUAUCAUGUCCGUCACUUCUUUCCCAAAGAAUUUUUGAUUCAAUCAUGACUUGGCUAGGCUUUAGGAGAACUGGGGAACGAGAAAUAGGAGCCUCAUCUGAGUAUCAGUGUUCUGUGCCUCUCUGUAGAUUUGGAUUGCCUGAUUAUUAGAUGCAAGUUCAAAUUACUAAUCCUGUUGGACAUAUGAUAAAUUUGUUUACAAUCAGAUGUACUGAGAUACUGUAAAUGUUUCCUGAAAUGGCGCCAUGCAUGAUUCCAUGUCAAAAUGGGGUGAUCUCAUGAUACAGUCUUAGGACAGAAACAACAGACCUUAUUUCUGAGUGAUCAGUUGUGCCUGUAUGGAAAAUGAGGAGAGUAUUUCACAAUUGGACAACUUAGAUACAAUUGCAGCUUUUCAGGAACCUGAUACUUGUACUCUGGAAUAUUCUGUGUCAAAUUGGUAAAAUUAAAGCAGAGAUCCAGGAGCCCUGAAAGGAAAAUCUACCGAUUUGUUGAAGAACAGGCGGUCUUUUCUGGCAAUGUUUGUUUCAGCUUGUUGUGGUUCUACUAUUCUUCUAGCUAAUGACUAGCAUGAUUUGAAUAUGGAAAAGCUGAUAUGGGAUAGAAACAUCCUAAGUGACGAGAGAAUAUUUCUGCAGUGAAGCUGAGCUGAAGGGAGUGGAAUUCAUUCAGUGUAACUGAUUUAGGUUUGGCUUGUUUUUUUUUCAGUUGGUUUGUUUUGGAGGUGGGUGCAACUGGCUGCUUGUUUUGUGUGGCUUUCUCUCUGAAAAUUUGAGUUCUUGUAUGUUACCCCUUAAUUGCUACCGUUGGUCAUUGCUGCCUAUGAGGGUGAAGGAAACAAAACACUUUAAAAGCUGAUAGCAUGGGUAGUGCUCAUACUUUGAGUCACUUUCCUGUCCCCUGUGUCAGAUGAUUGGUAUAUAUGGACCCACAACCACCCUACUUACAGCUCAUCCUGUACAAAGCAGGAUGUUUCAGUCCCUUAGUAGGAAGACGUCUAAUAGGAGCUGUGAGGUAGGCUUUUGCAGUUGUGACUGAUGUGGGUCUACAACGGCUCAAAAACCGCUGUCAUGGUUGCCCAGUCCACAGGCAUAUAUAGCUUUCUAAAAGCUGUAAGAAUUCCUAUUUCCUAUAAUCCUCAAAGAUGAGAAGAAAGCUGCCUCACAAUAUGUUGUAUUUUACUUCUUUUACAGUUGGACAUCCUCUGCUUUGUGGGCAGAGGCACGUGUGGGUGUGCCUCGCAUGCAGAAUAGCACUGUAUGAUGCUGCUUGACAGAGGGUGUGGAAAACCUAGUGUGGUCUUGCUGCCUGCUGGAGCGAACCCAGAAACACUUUAACCAGAAAAGCCCUCCUGGGGUUUGUCUAGGGAAGGCAUCUGCAGUUCUUCUCUGUAAGCAAUCCUGGCAGUGCUCCAGCACCUGGGUACUGCCAGAGGUGGAGGAAACUGGACCCCCGAGUAACAGGAGUUGAGCCACAUUAACAGCAUCAGCAUCUUUGUGGGAAACAAUAGCUUGUAAGGAGCAGCAGGUACCAGACAUCCACUAUUAAGAUGACCUAAAAAGAAGGAACCCAACAGAUUUAGUGAAGGGAGAAGGAAGAGCAGGAAGAUGUCCUAAGCUGCGAGAUGCAUGGCCCACCACACCCACCCUAAAGGAAACAAAAGGCAGAAGGGAAAGACACACCUCUCUCCCAGCUCCAUGGAGUAGUCCAAGAGACAUGCUCCUCUGCUGCUUUCCCACUACCUCUUGUCGAGUAGUUACUACUGCCCAGUGGGGAAAACAGCAUGAAGACAGCGGUGACCAAGAAAAAACUCCUGAUGGCUGGAGACAAAGAGCAAACUGGAUGAUGGUGUGACCAGAGCGGUUUAGGGACAAUCAGUCCUGCCUUGGGGGCAAAAUAUAGAUCAGGGAAUGGCAAUACUUUCAAGGUUAUGGCACCAAGCUGUGUUUAUUUCCUAAAAUACAGCAGAAAUUUGAGAAUUGGGAGAUGCUACCUCCCAACCAGGGCAGAUGCUGACAAGCUUGUUGACAACCUACUUGUCUACUGGUAUUGAGUGUUUCUUUAAGCCUGGAGCUUGCAUAGGUCCCUCUCUUACGAUGGCAGACUUCCAGUUCUCAAGCAAAGUAUCAGUCAAAAUAUAUCCAUGUGCAUGUCCUCUGGCAUUCAUCUUUGGUUAAUAGAUAGGUAACUUCUUGAAAGAGUUUUUUGUGUCUUGCAAGGUUCUGCUGCACUAAUGCUGGUUACAGUUGUGAUCUGUUCUCCUUUUCAAGCACACUUUAAUUAGUUGUGAAGUGGAAUAGCCUUUCACUCUUGAGUCCUAAAGCUCCAAAAUGCCUGAGAGGUGUGCUCAGAGAUUAGAGAAAUGCUGAAGGCUUUUCCACCGGUACAAAUACUUCAAAUUAGCUGUCAGCAACCCUCUCCUAAAAACCACCUGGGAGUGGGUAUGCUGGGGCAGUCAGUCUUGUGUCAAAAUAAAUGCUAUCAAAC
Molecule: messenger RNA, 7160 nt
Organism: Pezoporus occidentalis (night parrot)
Lineage: Eukaryota; Metazoa; Chordata; Aves; Psittaciformes; Psittacidae
Gene: SLC9D1
Product: transmembrane and coiled-coil domains 3
Exons: 14
Coding region: 323-2359 (678 amino acids)
Biological process (GO): potassium ion transmembrane transport; proton transmembrane transport
Cellular component (GO): membrane
Molecular function (GO): potassium:proton antiporter activity
Source: RefSeq, a predicted model, not a curated record